Messenger RNA from Eruca vesicaria subsp. sativa (arugula), 546 nucleotides. The record is from the annotation of a GenBank genome assembly. NCBI's taxonomy places the organism in Eukaryota, Viridiplantae, Streptophyta, Magnoliopsida, Brassicales, Brassicaceae.
UCCACCGGCGCAAUUGCCACGAAAGCCUAAAGAAGAAACGCUUUUAACUCUUAUGUGUUUAUCCGACGCGGUUCUCCGUAACCUCGUGACGGUUUACGUGGCGGUGAUCAUCGCGAUCAAGGUGUAUGGAACUGUCUCAGGGACGAGCUUCGGUGCUGGAUUCGUCGUCGUGGUUUCUGUUACCGCGGUUGGAGUUUUGCUUGCGGUUACGCUAGCUUGGGACGUGACUCGUAGAGCGACGGAUGCGGUUUCGCGGUAUAAUCGCGUUGGGGUUGAGGAUCUUAGUCACCGUAACCAUCACGACGGUGUUGGUGGAGUUUGUAAAGGAGGGAUUUGCUGGCACGGUGUUGCGGUUCGGUCACCUGCUUCUCAGGUUCGGUUUAGGCUUCCACAACAUAUACCGUAUGGCGCUCUCUGAGUGCAUAAUUUGAAUGUUUUUGUUUUUUUUGUUUGACUAAAAUGUUUCCCUUUUUUGUUACUUAGUUUCCUAUACAUAUUGUAUAUGUUGUAAAUGUUAUGUGAUGAUGAUAAAUGUUCCUGUUUUCU